AUGGAAGGUGAGGCAGUUGAAGCCAUCGUGGAGGAAUCGGAAACUUUUAUUAAGGGGAAAGAGAGAAAAACCUACCAGAGGCGCCGUGAAGGUGGGCAGGAGGAUGAUGCUUGUCAUCUACCAGCCAACCAAGCAGAUGGAGGGGAAGUAGUGCAGGAUGUCAACAGUGGUGUGCAGAUGGUGAUGAUGGAACAGCUGGAUCCAGCUCUUCUUCAGAUGAAGACUGAAGUCAUGGAAGGUGCAGUGCCUCAAGAAACAGAGGCUACAGUGGAUGACACGCAAAUCAUCACCCUUCAGGUUGUUAAUAUGGAAGAGCAGCCUAUAAACCUUGGUGAGCUUCAGCUGGUCCAAGUACCUGUACCAGUGACUGUACCUGUUGCCACCACAUCUGUGGAGGAACUUCAGGGAGCUUAUGAGAAUGAGGUUUCCAAAGGAGGCCUGCAAGAGGGAGAGCCCAUGAUCUGUCACACCCUUCCUUUACCAGAAGGCUUCCAGGUAGUGAAAGUGGGUGCAAAUGGUGAGGUGGAGACACUGGAACAAGGUGAACUUCAGCCACAGGAAGAUCCCAAUUGGCAAAAAGAUCCAGACUAUCAGCCACCAGCCAAAAAAACGAAGAAAAACAAAAAGAGUAAGCUUCGCUACACCGAGGAGGGCAAAGAUGUGGAUGUCUCUGUGUAUGACUUUGAAGAGGAGCAGCAGGAAGGUUUGUUGUCUGAGGUCAAUGCAGAAAAGGUGGUGGGCAACAUGAAGCCACCUAAACCAACAAAAAUUAAAAAGAAAGGUGUAAAGAAGACAUUCCAGUGUGAACUGUGCAGUUACACUUGUCCGCGCCGUUCCAACCUGGACCGCCACAUGAAGAGCCACACUGAUGAGAGGCCACACAAGUGUCAUCUCUGUGGCAGGGCUUUCCGGACGGUCACGUUGCUGAGGAACCACCUCAACACUCACACAGGUACUCGCCCUCACAAGUGCCCAGACUGUGACAUGGCCUUUGUGACCAGUGGAGAGUUGGUUCGGCACCGCCGCUACAAACACACCCACGAGAAACCCUUCAAAUGUUCCAUGUGUGAUUAUGCCAGUGUGGAGGUUAGCAAAUUGAAACGCCACAUUCGGUCUCACACCGGAGAGCGCCCGUUCCAGUGCAGCUUGUGCAGCUACGCCAGCAGGGACACCUACAAACUGAAGAGGCACAUGAGGACCCACUCUGGAGAGAAGCCAUAUGAAUGUUACAUCUGCCACGCUCGCUUCACUCAGAGUGGAACCAUGAAGAUGCACAUUCUGCAGAAGCACACGGAGAACGUGGCCAAAUUUCACUGUCCUCACUGUGAUACUGUUAUAGCCAGAAAGAGUGACUUGGGUGUCCACUUGAGGAAGCAGCAUUCCUACAUCGAGCAGGGCAAGAAGUGCCGUUACUGCGACGCCGUGUUCCACGAGCGCUACGCGCUCAUCCAGCACCAGAAGUCCCACAAGAACGAGAAGCGCUUCAAGUGUGACCAGUGUGAUUAUGCCUGCAGACAGGAGAGACACAUGGUCAUGCACAAAAGGACCCACACUGGAGAAAAGCCUUAUGCCUGUAGCCAUUGUGACAAGACCUUUCGCCAGAAGCAGCUCCUGGACAUGCACUUCAAAAGAUACCACGACCCCAACUUUGUCCCUGCUGCCUUUGUCUGCUCCAAGUGUGGCAAAACCUUCACUCGCAGGAACACAAUGGCCAGACAUGCUGAUAACUGCUCUGGCCUUGAUGGUGGGGAAGGAGAGAAUGGGGGAGAGACAAAGAAGGGCAAACGUGGCCGAAAGAGAAAGAUGAGGUCCAAGAAAGAAGACUCCUCUGACAAGGAAAAUGCUGAGCCAGAUCUGGAUGAUAAUGAAGAUGAAGAGGAGACAGCAGUAGAAAUUGAGGCUGAACCAGAAGUGGAGCCAGAGGCUCCUGCACCACCUCCCAGUAAGAAACGAAGAGGAAGACCCCCAGGCAAAGCUGCUGCCCAACCAAAACAAUCCCAACCUGCAGCCAUCAUCCAGGUUGAAGACCAGAACACUGGGGAGAUUGAAAACAUCAUAGUGGAAGUCAAGAAAGAACCUGAUGCAGAAACAGCAGAGGAGGAGGAGGAAGCUCAGCCUGCUGUGGUGGAAGCUCCCAAUGGAGACCUGACCCCUGAGAUGAUUCUCAGCAUGAUGGACCGGUGA
Molecule: messenger RNA, 2184 nt
Organism: Chaetura pelagica (chimney swift)
Lineage: Eukaryota; Metazoa; Chordata; Aves; Apodiformes; Apodidae
Gene: CTCF
Product: CCCTC-binding factor (zinc finger protein)
Exons: 10
Coding region: 1-2184 (727 amino acids)
Biological process (GO): regulation of transcription by RNA polymerase II
Cellular component (GO): nucleus
Molecular function (GO): RNA polymerase II transcription regulatory region sequence-specific DNA binding; DNA-binding transcription factor activity, RNA polymerase II-specific
Source: RefSeq, a predicted model, not a curated record